CACGAACGCACGAAAGUUACCGAAUACUUAAUUUCGUUUUAUUUGUGAUAAAAUAAUUAUUCAAUAAUCUCCAAAAUAUCUUGUUCAUUUCCUUAAAUAGAUACGAAAGUCUUAAUUUAUCAACAUUUUCUAUUCGACGAAAAAUGUAUGUUUAAUUAAUCUACAACAAUAACAAUGGAAGUGUCUCCUACUCCACUUUUGGACGACGAAAGCAACAUUUCAAAUGUGAAUAGGCUAAUUCUCGGAGAAACUUACUCCAGUGACGACGAGGAUGUUGUCCGACGACGUACCCAGCGCAAAAGAAACGUAACAGAUAGCGACAGUGAUGUCGACAAUGCAGAUCCUAAAAAAUCUCUACUUGUUACCAAAACAAGAAUCAGAAUGAUGAGCGAUAAUGAUAGUGAUUCCCAAGAACCGAACAAUACGACUGACAAGAAAGAUUCUUCUAAAACGUCAAGAAUCAGAAGUAUUAGUAACAGCGAUACUGAUACACAAGGACGACAUAAUGCUUCUGAAAAUAAUUCUGAAGAAGAAGAUGAAGAUCCUACAAACAAGUCCUCCCUUAAAAAUAAAACUAAAUCUAGAAUCACAAGUGUGAGCAAUAGCGAUAGUGAUUCUCAAGAACAACCCACUACUACUUAUAAGUCAUCAAGAGUAGAGAAUAGGAAAACGAAAUUGUAUGAUAAGUUUAAAGCCCUUAGUUCUUCACAAGUGAAAAAUACUGUGGAGGGCUCGGACUCAGAACACCGAACACAGAUAUCUGAUGAAAGUGAUGAGCGAUUAGAUGAAGAAGUGUCAUGUCUUAAAAUAAAAAAGAAAAUAAUUAAAAAGAAGAAUGCCCUUUCAUCAAUUUGUGAUGCUGACACAUCUGAUGAAGAUGUUGAUAAAAAGUUGGACCUGAUAAAGCACCAAAAGAAAAUAAAGCCUAAAGCCUUAAAGUCAGCCAUAGAAAUACAACCUAAAAUGUCAGCAAAACAAGCUAUGGAGAAUAUGCAAAAGAUUAAAAGUGAAUCAAACCGUAUGCUAAGGGAAAAAGAUGUUUCUCUGCCUUAUCAUAAACCAAGGGCUUUGUCGCUUCAAGAUAUCAUGAAAAGAAAGAGACCUGCUCUUACAUCUGAUGGAAAAGUAAUGCCCAUUAAAAUGAGUAAUGAACAAUUAGCUGAAUAUGUGAAAUUACUUGAAGAAAGACAAAAAGAAAUCAUAGAACUAUGUAAAAGUGACAGUGAAGAAGAAGCAGUUGUAGAAGAUUCUCUAGACAAAACUAAUAACACUCAAGAGGCUGAAAAUAUAGUCGAUAAUAAUAAACAAGAACUGGACAAAACUUCUGAUGAUCUCUAUGAUACAGUUAUUCAAGAAUCCAACAUUUCUAGUGCAAAUCAUGAUGUUUCUGUGGAAAAGGUAGACGAAAAAACUCAAGAAGAGAAUAAAAUAAGUGACAAAACACAUGAUGAAGCUCAAAGUGAAGUAAUACAUGAUGAGAAGCAUGACUCAGAGUCAGAAAUUGCUGGGAGAAUUCAAGAGGAUGGUAAUAAAAUCAAAGAAUCUAGUGUUAAUGCAGAUCUGUCAGCUCUCAACUCGUCAAACCAGGACAAUGAAGAAAUUUCUUUGAAAUAUUUGGACAGUAGUACAGAGAAUGUUGCUGAAGAUUUACAAUAUAAAAGGCAUGCUGAAAAUAACUCUGUUGACCAAACAUGUGAUAAACCAGACACAAGUGAUGAAGCUAUUGCAAAAGUUAUGAACAACUCUGAAGCUCUAUGUCAAAAUUCAUCAAACUUGGACAGUCAAGCAAUUUCAUUACAAUUUGAUUCAGAAAACAUUUUAUCAGAAAUUGAAAAUAAUAAAGAAAACAAUGUUAAUAAAGACAAUAUUAUGGAUGUUAUUGAUACGACUAACAAUUAUAUAGAGGAAAAAGAGAAACACAAAUAUUUCUCAGAUGAUGAUAAUGAUGACUUCAACAUAGACGAUAUUGACACUAUAAUUGAAAAUGCUGAAAUAAUAAAAGAUAAUGUAAACCUGAACACUUCAAAACCAACUACAACAACAAUGCCUACUAUACCUAUAUUGAAACCUACAUUAACAGGAUCACCAGGAAUGUUCAUUAAUUUAGAAAGUGAUGACCAAUCUACAGUUCUCACUGGUGUAGACUUGUUAAAAGAAAGGUUUACGUAUUUUUCUAAACUUAAAACUGCUGAAGAGAUGGAAAAAAAUAGGCUUCAAAAGCAUAAACCAGGACUGCAACAUCUUAAAUUGAAACACGAACUCGAAGAACAAAUCGCCGCACAGAGGUCUCUGGAAUGGGAAAAGCGCCUCGAGGAAGAGAAACAAUUAAAAUCUGAAAUGACACUUGAGCCAGAGGAUGACAUCGAAAAGAUAGAGGCUAAACUAAAUGAAGAAGAAAUAAAAGAGAGUUCGAGUAGCGAAGAGGAAGACUUAGUUGAAGAUGAUGUUGAAAUGAAAGAUGCUCCUAGGAAGAGCAAUCCGAUGAUUGACGAUGAAGCAGAAGAAUCUAAUGAAGAGGAUGAUAAUGUUGCAGAGGUGCCGGAUAAUGAUGAUGAACAGGAUGAAGAUGCUAAUGAAAAUGAUAGUAGUAAUAGCUCCAGCGAAGAAAGCUCGUCUGAAUCAGAUGAAGAAACAUCCAACAAACCAAAGAAAGGAAGAAUCCUUAAAGCCUUUGAGGAUUCUGAUGAUGAAGUAAGUAAUGAAAAGCAGGCGGCACAUGCAGAAGCUACUGAAAGUCACGAAGAUACGCCGGCUAUAAAAAAUGGAAACGAGGUUCAAGAUGAGGAAAUACAACCUGCUCAAUUAAACAGAUCAAUUUCUGACGAUAUCUUUGCAACCCAAGAAUCUCUGGUUAAAAGUAUAAGCAAUACUCAAGAUACUAAGACAUCUUGUGACAUACCAUGUACUGCUGAUUUGGGAUCACAAACAUUCUCAAUAUUGGAUUCUACAGUUGCUUUGAAUAAGAAGGAUAAACAGCUCGCAGAUGGAACAAUUUCAGUAACGCAAUCCAUUGAUGAGUCUACAUUCGACAAAUUCAAUAAGAAAAGUACUGGAAGCUUGACUCAAGACUUACUAUUGUCUCAACCCCUGAGCUCUCAAUCUCAAGAAAUUGGUGACGAUAUAGCCGCUCUAUGUACUGGAAAGUUUUAUGACAAUCCAUUCGUAACACAAACACAGGAUUACCAAAAUAAUUUAGAAGAGCCUAUGAUCCUUGCUUCGGAGGCUAAUAAAAUUACUUCCCAGGAUGCGUCAAGUACGACAGAAAAUGACGAAUUAAAUAAAACAGAAGAAAAACAACAACCAAAAGAUAAUUUAACUGAUGUAUCAAAUAAAAAAACAUUAGAAAGUAAUGAAAGAAUAAAUGGUGAGAGCGAAGAAAGUAAACCUGUUGAAGAUGGCAACUUAUUGAAAUCCAUUCUCGAUGAACUAAAUGAGCCAGAAGUAGAAACAACAAAUAGGUUCUUUGGCGCGAAACAGGAAAGUCAAGUAAAGAAGAGGUUUAUUAUAGAUUCAGAUGAUGAAGACGGUGAAGAAGCUAACAAAGAGAAAAAGAAGAAAUUGAAGAAGAGAAAACCUGAGAAGCGGGCUCUUCAAAUUUCAGAUGAUGAAGAAGGUGAAGAAGACGAAGAAGAGUCUGAAAUCGAAGAAGAUGUCGACAAGAUUGUAGAAUAUGACUCUGAAGAAAAUGAGAUUGAAGUCCAAGCUAAGCCAGUGAAAAAGAAGCGAAUUGGAGAAUUCUUCGAAAACGAAGCGGAACUAACUUCGGAAGAUGAGUGGGUGGGUUCGGGAGACGAGGAUGAAGCUGACCUGGACCGGAUGGAGAGAGAGGAGGGAGACAAUGAAGUGUUUCACCAGGGUCAGCUGCAAAGGGAAUUGGGAGAGAUUCAUAUGCGAGAAGUUUUGGACCAAGACAAGAGAGAGGUGAGGUUAUUGCAAGAGCUACUUUUUGAAGAUGGCGAUUUAGGAGAUGGACAUCGACAAAGAAAAUUCCGAUGGAAGAACGAUGGAGAUGCUGACGAUGGCACUGGCAUGGGUGACGUCGGCUUGGCGGACACGCAGGAGGAAGAAUUCGAGUCUGAAGAACUUUGGAGGAAACAGAGACAUGAACGGGAGCUGUUUUUAAAGAGCCUGCAAGAGAAUGAAGAAGAAAAAACAAAUACUACAUUUAAUAGGACAGCACUCAUAAAAGCUAAUCUAAAUUCCAGUAAAACAGCUAGUAAAGAUGAGAAUAAAAACCAAAUUGAGGCUGAAGCGAAGCCUCCUGCUGAACCCAAAACUACUAAGGAUUUACCAAGCCCUAAAAAACAAUUCUUGAUAUUAAAGCAAAGCUACCACGGCUCGCUGUUAUCUCGCGGGCAGGGCGCGCUUGCGCGGCUGGCGGCGCUGGCAACACCGCUCGCCGCCGACGCUGACGCGCCCCGCCCCAAGCCCACCGCCGGGCCCGGCAAUUUCGUUUUCGCCACACUUUCGCAACCCGAUACAGAGCCUAAGGUGACGAAACGAAAAGCCGAAACUAAAGCGGAUACCCCGAGAUUACUAAAGAAAAUGAAAACGGAUGAUUCACAGGAUAAGCUGUUUCCCUACGCCGAGGAGAAUGUGAAGAAGUUUUUGGAGAAUCAAUGGGAUAAUGACGACGUCAAAGAAGCCGUUAAUGCUUUGAGAAAGUUAGCCAUUGAAGACAAAGAAAAGAGUGUAGAUGGAGUUGUCGAUAUCCCUGGGGAGGACGCGUCCAAGGACGAACAAAUUGAAGGUCUCGUGAACAAUGUGAAGUGGCAGAUGUCCUCGGACCGUAAGGCGGGACCUUUGAAAGAACUACAGGGACUCAUCUGGAAGCAGGGGUAUGACAGUGGCGACAUAAAGGGACAUGUCUUCGAUGACGUGUCGUCGGCUCUUGAACAAUGGCAAUCGGUGGACGAUCAGAAAGUGUACAUCUACUCCUCUGGCUCCGUCCAAGCACAAAAACUUCUAUUCGGUCAAUCUCUUGCUGGUGACCUGCUCAAAUAUAUCGACGGUCAUUUCGACACUGCCGUUGGUGGAAAGCAAGAGAGUACCAGCUACACUGCCAUCGUAGAGAAAAUCGGAUGCAGCCCCGGCGACAUUUUAUUCCUCACUGAUAUUCUGAAAGAAGCGGAAGCGGCGCGUAGUGCCGGGCUUCACGCGGCGCUGGUGAGCCGCGAGGGCAACGCCGCUCUGCCCGACGACGCCGGCAGCUACCCCGUCAUCAACUCCCUGUCCGAGCUCUCCGUCUCCAACAAGCGCAAGACGGACCCACAGGAAGCUGAGCAACCGGCUAAAAUUGCUAAGACUGAUGCUACCGAAGAUUUAACUGUACCUACUGAGACUGAAAAAGCUGGUGAAUCUGAAAAAAUGGAAGUCGAAGAAAAAUCAGAAUCCCCCGAGAAUGAGACUGAACCACAAAUCACAGAUAAAGUUAAAGAAAUAACAGUAAUAGAAGAAGUUACCGAUGCAAAAGACGCUGAGGCUGUCACCGACAUUGAACCAAUAAUUACUGAAGUAAACGAGGAUGAGAAUGUCAAAGAAAAAGAAGUGGAGAAGAUGGAAACUGAUACUGUAGAAACAACUGAAACGGUCGCGGUUGAGGACUCUAAAAUUACAGAAACAACUGACAAUAAUCCCACAGAAGAAAUAAAAACACCAGAAGAGGUAAAAGCGAAUGAAGUGCCAAAUGAAACUAAGACUGAAAGUUCUAUCGCUGAAGAAACUCCUCCUAUAGUUAUUACCGAAAUAAAGGACGACAAAGAGCCUUCGUGCGAAGUGGCUGAUGUCAUUAAAGGAAUGGAACCUAUAGUCGAGGAGCCAGCAAUGAACGAGGAUAUCGAAGAGUUACAAAAUGUGGGAGAUGUUCUUGAAAAAGAAUGCGAUGAAAUAUUAUCCAAAGUUCAAGAUGUGACAAACUUGGACAAUAUUUCUGUGAAGCCAUUACUGCAACCAAUUGUAGAAGAAUCUAUGGAAACAGAGAAUACAGAUUCGAAUGACAUUGUAGACAGAAUAUUAGACGGGGAAUUAGAGCUCGAAUUAAAACAAUGCGCGGAAGAGGCACAAGCGUCAGAAGUUAAAGAGAGUACAAAAAAUGAAGACACAAUUUCUGCCAAUACAGAAGUCAAUGACAAUAAAGAAACCAAUACAACAUCUGUCACAGAGGAAACUAAAGUAGAAAAUGGUGUGCCUGAAAAGGAAGAAGUUGUGAAUGGCUCAAGUUCAGUUAUCUCAAAUGAAAAUGGUGUUAGUGACACAGCAGAAAGCCAUAGCGAUGACAGUGACAAUAAAACGCCACCUGAAGACAAACCCGAAACAUCUGCAGAGGCAAAGGAUGCGUCGGAACCAGAAGAAGGACAUGUAAAUGGUAAAGUAAUAAAUGGAGCUAUGGAGACGAAGCAAAAUGGUGACUCUGGCAGUGAUGAAGAAUUAAAAUCGAGGUUAUCAGUAGAAAAUGGCAAAGAAGUAGUUAAUGGUUCUAAUGGUGACUCUGUAGCCGUCGAAAAUGGCGUGUCAGACAAAAAGGUCGAGGCCGAAGUGACAGAAAUAAAAGUUAAAACGGUUCCCACAGAUGAACCAAGUACCGAACUAAUAGAGCAGCCCACUGAAGCAUAAAAAUUGGGAGAAAGAACAUCACUAGUAGUCAUCAGGUUGGCACCAUCAUUAGAAUGACAAGACUGAGGCUAAUUUCAUGCUUUUGUCGACUUUUCCCAGUAUAUGUAUUGAGAAUUUACUAUCUACCAUGCGGUG
Molecule: messenger RNA, 6747 nt
Organism: Aricia agestis (brown argus)
Lineage: Eukaryota; Metazoa; Arthropoda; Insecta; Lepidoptera; Lycaenidae
Gene: Enoph
Product: claspin-like
Exons: 21
Coding region: 175-6612 (2145 amino acids)
Molecular function (GO): acireductone synthase activity; magnesium ion binding
Source: RefSeq, a predicted model, not a curated record